AUGGUAAUUGCAAUCUCAGUCAGAAAUCUAUCCUUCUCCUUUAAUCAAGCGGAUGAAACUGCGUUGAAGAAUCUCAGUAUGGAUAUUGAGCAAGGCUCUAGAUGCUUGCUCGUUGGUGCUAAUGGCGCCGGGAAAAGUACACUGCUGAGGAUCUUGGCGGGCAAGCGUCUCACUAAAGGUCAUGUACAGGUCUAUGGCAAAGAUGUAUUCCAGAAUCAACCCAGUGGAAUUACUUAUUUAGGUACAGAGUGGGCCAUGAAUCCCGUCGUUCGUGGUGAUAUACGCGUUUCAGAGUUCCUUGACUCAGUCGGUGGUUUCAGACACAAGGAUAGAAGAGAUACACUGCUCAACAUUCUAGAUGUGGAUGUUGAUUGGAGGAUGCAUCAAAUAUCUGACGGUGAAAGACGCAGAGUCCAACUUGUGAUGGGUUUGAUGGUUCCUUGGACGCUUUUGCUGCUUGACGAGGUCACUGUAGACCUCGAUGUCGUCGUCAGAACGGACCUGAUAAAUUUCCUCAUUGCGGAAUCCAAGGAGAGAAACGCGACUAUACUGUACGCCACCCACAUCUUCGACGGAUUGUUCAACUUCCCUACACACGUGAUGCAUAUGAGACUGGGAAGCAACGUAGGCAACCCUGAGCCAUGGCCGCUUGUACCACAGUCACCACUGCAUCACAUUAUCAAACAAUCAAACGUAGAAGCUUCGCCACUCCUCAAACUUGCGCUGGCUUGGCUGAGAGAGGAUCUGGUGUACAGACGCGAGUAUGAAAAGUCCAUAGACAGACAGCGUGGAGCGAGAUCUGAAACUACAGAUUCGGAAACAUUUUAUUCAAGAUUUGAUUAUUGGAAAGGGAAAUAG
Wallemia ichthyophaga EXF-994 is the source of this 858-nucleotide messenger RNA. RefSeq lists its product as uncharacterized. NCBI's taxonomy places the organism in Eukaryota, Fungi, Basidiomycota, Wallemiomycetes, Wallemiales, Wallemiaceae. Bases 1 to 858 code for a protein of 285 amino acids. The record is from RefSeq and is a predicted model, not a curated record. Gene Ontology annotation, molecular function: ATP binding; ATP hydrolysis activity. The transcript is spliced from 8 exons.